Zasmidium cellare ATCC 36951 is the source of this 1035-nucleotide messenger RNA. RefSeq lists its product as uncharacterized. Gene Ontology annotation, molecular function: oxidoreductase activity. Lineage: Eukaryota; Fungi; Ascomycota; Dothideomycetes; Mycosphaerellales; Mycosphaerellaceae. The transcript has 3 exons. Bases 1 to 1035 code for a protein of 344 amino acids. The record is from RefSeq and is a predicted model, not a curated record.
AUGUCAGCGGAUACAUUUAAAGCCUGGAGAGUGACCGGCACGAAAGGCUGGGACGACCUGGUCCUCACAGAGAGGAAAUCGCCGGUUUUGGGACAGAAAGAUGUUCUUGUCAAGUGGAGAUAUGCGUCGCUCAACUAUCGUGACUUGAUAAUUCCUCUGGGCCAAUACCCUUUCCCAAUCACGCCUGGUGUCGUUGCCGGCUCUGAUGCAGCCGGGGAAGUGAUCUCAUGCGGCGAGCAAGUCACGUUGUUCAAGCCUGGUGAUCGAGUCAUUAGCCUGUCGGCUUUAUCAUAUCAAACUGGUCCUUUUAAGCCGCAUAUGAUACCCACGAUUCUCGGUAGUGCGGUCGAUGGGCCACUGCAGGAGUACAGCACCAUGGAUGAGAACGCGCUCAUCAGGAUGCCGCAGAGUCUCGAUUUCGAGCAAGCUAGCACCCUCACAACUGCGGCGUCCACGGCGUGGAACGCAUUCUUCGCCCUGGGUGGGAGAAAAUUGAAGCCUGGAGACUGGGUGCUAAUCCAGGGAACGGGAGGAGUCAGUCUGUUUGGUUUGCAGUUCGCCAAAGCAGUGGGCGCUCAAGUCAUCGCCACUUCAUCCAGCGAGGCUAAAUGUCAACUCCUCCGCGAGCAGGGCGCAGACCACGUCAUCAACUACAAAGAAUGUUCGACUUGGGGCGAAGAGGCUAAGAAAAUCUCCGGCGAAGGUGUCCAACAUCUCCUAGAGAUUGGCGGUGCAGGUACUCUUGCGCAGGCAUUAGAAGCCAUCGCUCCAGCCGGCGUGAUCAGCCUGAUCGGUUUCGCCAGCGGGUUCGCCAACAGUCCUUCAAUCAUGGAUAUAUUAUUAAGGUCAUGCAUCGUGCGAGGAACCAUGGUUGGAAGCAAAGAGGAGAUCGUCGAGACGAAUGAUUUCAUUGACGCGAAUGGCAUCAAGCCGAAAGUUGAUCCCGCUGAGUUUGAGCUGAGUGAUCUCAAAAAUGCGUAUGAGUAUAUGUGGGCCGGAAAGCAUUUCGGCAAGGUGACGGUGAAGAUCUCGUGA